CUAGAGUCCAGUGGUGGCGUGCUUUAUUUACCACUGCAGCCGACACUUUGCAUUGCACUUAGUUCUGUAAAGCUUGGAUGCAGCUGCUCCGCCAUGGAAACCCAUUCCAUGAAGCUCUCUAUGCUCUGUUGUGCUAAUCUGAAGGCAACACAAAGUUUGGAGGUCUUCAGCUAUUGACUCUGCAGACAGACGGCAACUUCUGCUCACUGUGCACUUCAGUAUGCACUGACCCUGCUCUGUCAUUUUACAUAGCCUACCACUUUGUGGCUGAGUUGCUGUUGUUCCCGGUUGCUUCCACUUUGUUAUAAUACCACUAACAAUUGACCGGGGAAUAUUUAGUAGCAAGGAAAUUUCAUGGAUGGACUUAUUGCACAGGCGGCAACCUAUCAUGGUACCACGCUUGAAUUCACUUAGCUCCUGAACACGACCCAU
Staurois parvus is the source of this 432-nucleotide messenger RNA. NCBI's taxonomy places the organism in Eukaryota, Metazoa, Chordata, Amphibia, Anura, Ranidae. The record is from the annotation of a GenBank genome assembly.